UUGUUUUGCUCUGUGAUAAUUUUGAAAAAAAAAAGUGUUUUCUAAAUUUUUGUGUGUUUAUUUUAGUUUUUGUCUCUUCUUCUGUGUAUAAAGGCAAUUAGUUAAUUUUUUGAAAAACGUUCUUGUAAAUUUCAAGUGCAACUAAAUUAUCGUAUCCAUUCAAGAUGCAGUGUGCGCGAAGAAUUUUUGUCAAUACCAGUUAUAAUAGAGUCCCCAUAGUUACUACCAUUCGUUUUUCCUGCAGCGGCAAGGAGCAGCGAGCAAAGGGAUUAGUGCUUGGCAUUUACCAGAAGGAGGGUGUAAAGGAUGCCAAGCUUACCCACAGCGCCGAGAAAUUUAACGAUCGCAUCAAUGGCAAGCUGAUGGAUUUGAUAUGCGAAACGAAAAUCGAUGGUCGGCUGGGGCGAGGCAAGGUGUUCAACAAUAUUGAUCAAGAAUUUACGAGCGUUGCCGUGGUGGGCGUGGGCUUGGAGGGUAUCGGCUUUAACGAGCUUGAGAUGCUGGACGAAGGAAUGGAGAAUGUGCGCAUUGCUGCUGGCAUUGGUGCCCAAGCGCUGCAAAGGCUUCGCUGCACUGAUAUUUAUGUUGAUAGCAUGGAUUAUGCGGAGCAAGCAGCGGAGGGUUCAGUCUUAUCGGUUUGGCAAUAUACGGAAACGCUCAAUAAAAAGUAUCGACUGACUGUGCCAAAGCUGGAAUUGUACGACUCAAACGAUGUAGACGGCUGGACGCGUGGCUUGUUCAAGGCGGAAUCACAAAAUCUGGCUCGGCGCUUAAGUGAUGCGCCUGCCAACUGCAUGACGCCUACGUUGUUCGCUCAGGCCACCGUGGAUGCUCUAUGUCCUUGCGGCAUAACCGUCGAAAUACGUACCAUGGACUGGAUAGAGCAACAGCGGAUGCACUCGUUUCUCAUGAUAGCCAAGGGCUCCUGCGAGCCGCCGGUGCUUAUGGAGAUAAGCUAUUGCGGCACUGCGCCAGAGGACAAGCCUGUGCUCUUUUUGGGCAAGGGCAUCACGUUUAACUCGGGAGGCAUCAAUCUGCGACCUUGCAAGGACAUGGAUGAGUAUCGGGCGGGAAUGUCCGGUGCCGCAUCUUGUGUUGCCAUGUUGCGCUGCGUUGCGGCUCUGUCGCUGCCUAUUAAUGUGGUACUUAUCGUUCCUCUGUGCGAGAAUCUGCCGUCGGGCAUGUCUACAAAGCCAGGCGAUGUUUGCACACUGCUUAAUGCCAAAUCGUUGGCCAUACGAGAUCUGGACAAGGCGGGAGUUGUGGUAAUGGCCGACCCGUUGAUCUAUGGCCAGAAGACAUACAAGCCUCGGCUAGUGGUCGAUGUGGCGACACUUGGCACAGGUGCGAAAAAGGCAUUCGGUGGCGGCGCUUCCGCCCUCUUCUCCAAUUCGCACUACAUCUGGAAGCAGUUCCAGCGCGCCGGCUCUCUGACGGGUGACAGAAUGUGGCGUCUGCCACUGUGGCAGUAUUUCAAAAAACAAGUUACCGAUGAGCUUGGCUACGAUAUUAGCAACGACGGUCGUGGCCUGGCUAACUCCUGUCUGGCGGCAGCCGUUCUCCACGAAUUGGUGCCCUGUGCGGAUUGGGCGCAUAUUGAUACGCGUGGCUCCGGCAUGCUUAGCCAUUAUGGACUCAUACCCUAUCUCAAAAGCUGGCGAAUGACCGGACGACCCACGCGCACCUUGGUGCAGUUCCUAUACCAACUGGCUUGUCCAGAGAACAAAUGAUCUAUAUGCACAUACGUGUGUGUAUAUUUAUGUAUAUGUACUUCUGCACUUGUAGGGCAAUUUGCGAAUUUGAGGCUUAUCUCCUUCUCAGAUUCACUGUCCUACAUACUUUUUUAUAUGAACGAGGAGGAUUGUACGAUGCAUUUUGCUUUAAGCCUGCAAGGCUAUCGAUCAUAGCUCGGUACACAUUCAACACGCUGGUGGUCGUCACAUUAUGUUUAAUAUAUGUUUUAUGUAUCUUGUAAUAUAUAUAAAAUAUAAACGGAUCUGCUCUUUAUACAAACUA
Drosophila virilis is the source of this 2016-nucleotide messenger RNA. RefSeq names its product cytosol aminopeptidase. Gene Ontology annotation, molecular function: manganese ion binding; metalloaminopeptidase activity. Gene Ontology annotation, biological process: proteolysis. The record is from RefSeq and is a predicted model, not a curated record. NCBI's taxonomy places the organism in Eukaryota, Metazoa, Arthropoda, Insecta, Diptera, Drosophilidae. Gene Ontology annotation, cellular component: cytoplasm.